Messenger RNA from Pocillopora damicornis (cauliflower coral), 2761 nucleotides. Its product is annotated as short transient receptor potential channel 5. Gene Ontology annotation, molecular function: store-operated calcium channel activity; inositol 1,4,5 trisphosphate binding. Lineage: Eukaryota; Metazoa; Cnidaria; Anthozoa; Scleractinia; Pocilloporidae. Gene Ontology annotation, biological process: regulation of cytosolic calcium ion concentration; calcium ion transmembrane transport. The record is from RefSeq and is a predicted model, not a curated record. Gene Ontology annotation, cellular component: plasma membrane; cation channel complex.
AGGAACGGACUAGAUCUGUUGUCUGAAACAAUUCACCCUGUUUUCAAGUUGUCUUGCUAUGGCGCAAGACGUUUCCACCGAAAAUGUGCAUUUACAGCAGGAAGAAGGUGCCGAAGACGUUUACAGUCCUCUGCGAGAUAUUUUGAAGAGAGAAGACGAAAAUGAUAGAAAACCAGAGAACAAUCUUGCAAACCAACUACUCCAUGCCCUCGGGAAAAAUGAUGCUUUCAAAUGUUGGAAACUUCUGGAAAGGAACCAUGCUAUGGUCCGGCUGGAAUACGAAUACUUCCAAAGUGACUGCAAGGAAGCCAACAAGAAAGAGCAGCAGAGGGAAUGGAGAUUUCAUUGUUUUGCUAUGGCGCAAGACUUUUCCACCAAAAAUGUGCAUUCACAGCUCGAAGGAGGUGCCGAAGAUAGUCCUCUGCGAGAUGUUUUGAAAACAAAAGAAGACGAGAAGAAUCUUGAAAACCAAUUACUCCGUGCUCUCGGGGAAAACAAUGCGAGCAUUUGUUGGGAACUUCUGAAAAGGAAUCAUGAUACGGUCAGGUCGGAAUACAAAAAAUUCCAAGAUGACUGCAAUGAAGCCAACAAGAAAGAGCAGCAGAGGGAAGGGAGAUUUCACUGCGACUGUCGGAAUUGCUGCACAAAAAUUAAAAACUUUUAUCGGGAUUGCUGCACGAAAAUGUCCAAUUUUCUUCGCAACAAUUGCAAAUGUUGUUGUUGUUCGAACCCCGAACCGCAAGGAUCAGAAGAAGACAGCAUAAAUGAUGAAACCAAACUUAAGUGGAUCAAAAUUCUUUCUAACCCUCUGUUCAUUGGUUUGGAAUGGCUAUGGAGAACAGGACCUCACUGUCAGUGUAAAUCUUGCAAGGAAGAUACGAAGUUGGAUGGAAAAGAAAAGAAAAAGAAGGAGGAUGUCAUAGAAAGUUCUCUACAUGAUGCAUAUCUACUCGAUGAAACGUCGUCUCUCAAGCACUACAAUAGCCGAGAUGUUUACAGAGAAUCGGCGGAGGCUUACGAAACGUUUGCUGCUGGCGUGCUGGAGAAAGCCUCCCAGAAUGAACUUUACCAGAUCAUGGAUAUAAAAGGAGAGGGCUGCCUGCUGAAAAAUAAUCCUAAUCAACACAGAAGUUUUAUUCAAAGUCUGAGCCUUCUCAAGAGUGCAGUCAAUAAGGGAAGGAAGAAGUUUGUUUCAAGUCCAAGAUGUCAAGCUAUCCUCGAUGCGAUUAUUUUUUACAAGAUGCGGGAUUGGCAGGACAAGAGCAUGGCAAAAAAAUUUUUUUGGUCCCUUUUGCAGUUUGUCGUCAUCUUACUUGUUACUCCUAUUUACGUUAUCGUUCGACCAUUCAUGAAGACAUGUUGCAGAUGCCUUGAGGAAUUAUAUGAGCAUCCCUACAAUAAGUUUGCAAACCACAUCAGUUUUUACAUUGUAUUCCUGGGGCUGCUUUUCGCCUCAACUUUCGGCUUUGAACACGACGUCUAUGUCAUAACUAAGGAGCUCUUUCAGUUUGAAAUAUCAUUUUUGAUAAGUCAUCAGUUUGUUUCAAGUCCAAGAUGUCAAGCUAUCCUCGAUGAGGUUAUCUUUUACGAGAUGCGGGAUUGGCAGGACAAGAGCAUGGCAAAGAAAUUUUUUCGAUGCCUUUGCCAGUUUUUCGUCGUCUUACUUGUUACUCCUUUGUUUUACGUUUUCAUUCGACCGCCCAUGAAGAUAUGGCGCAGUCUGAGUGAUUUCGAAUGCCUUGCGUACGUAGAGAAGUUAUAUGAGUAUCCCUACAAUAAGUUUGCAAACCACACCAUGUUUUACAUUGUAUUCCUGUGCCUGCUUUUCGCCUCAACUUUCGGCUUUGAACACGAGUACAGAACAAGCACAACAGGGCUUUCAUCCAUUGAUUAUGCUGUCCUUUUCUUUUUGGUCGGUUUCCUUCUACAAGAAAUCUGGGAAGUUGCUAAACAAGGAUUCCGUAUCUAUAUCUCGAAAUGGUGGAAUGUUGUGGACACAAUGACACUUUUUACACUCCUGGCAGCUUAUAUAGUAUGGCUUGUCACAUGGCUAAGCGUUUAUAAAGAAUGGCAACCGAGGAAGAAUGCCUUCAUUGUGGCAGAUGUCUUGUAUGCCAGCGCCACAGUGUUAGCGUUCUUUCACCUGGCUCACGCAUUUCAAGUCAGCUCAACUCUUGGCCCUUUGCAGCUUUCAUUGUACAGAAUGCUGAAAGAUGUGGCCAAGUUUCUUUUCAUUUUUCUGAUGCUUUUCAUUGCAUUUGCAACUGGCCUCAUAAAAAUUUAUUCAUACUAUGUGGUCUCUCAAGUGAAACUUCGUGAAGAGGGCGAGAGUCAAUUCCAGGACUUCCAUCCAUAUGCUGAGCACGGGAUCACUUUCAUUGGCUUGUUCUGGUUACUACUUGGCAACGUGGAAGAAGACAAAAUAAGGGUUGAUGAUCCUGCCUUUUCCCUUACACAACUGUUUGGUCGCUUAUGUAUCCUCAUCUACGUCGUUUGUACCGCUAUUGUUGCUUUAAACAUGCUGAUUGCUAUGAUGAAUAACUCCUUCGACAGAGUUAUGAGUGAUGAGGACAAAGAGUGGAAGUUUUCAAGGGCUCAAAUAUGGUUAGAAUAUAUCGACAAAGGAAAUGCAAUACCAGUACCUUUUAACCUUGUGUAUUACACCUCUUUUGUCCUAAUAUUCAUAAUUGGAAACCUCGUUUGCUGGAUUGCAACGGCAUGCUGCGGAUGCAAAUGUAAUAAGAAGGCAGAAUUGUUCUGA